Acanthosepion pharaonis is the source of this 510-nucleotide messenger RNA. The record is from the annotation of a GenBank genome assembly. NCBI's taxonomy places the organism in Eukaryota, Metazoa, Mollusca, Cephalopoda, Sepiida, Sepiidae.
AUGCCUUUCCUGUUCUUUUCCGCCAUUUCCUCCCUUACCCAAAUCCCAUUUCUUCUCGUUUUUGUCUCUCUCCUGAAUUUCGUUUCACUCAGUGAUUCGUUUUCCGAAGACUCCAUAAUUAAAGUUACAUUUACAAGUGAGCCCAGCCUCGAGGCAUCCAUCAACGAGGCUGCGGUCGUUUUGCCGGACAUGUUUAACCACAACAGCACAGACACGUAUUUCACGGCAUUCUCACCAAAUGAUUCAUUUUUAAAUUCUAUGCCCAACUACGGGAAAGAUCGUCUUUUCGGCAACUGGACUUUCCUUCAGAACGUAUUCAAAGCCCACAUAAUUCUCGGCGAUGUCUACUUUCUUCCGACACACGGACAAUUACAACCGUUGGUGCCUCUGGAAGGGACCUUAACUUUUACUCGAGACGGCGACAAAAUAAUACCUAUUCGAACGAUUUCCUCAUCGUUGCCUCGGCACCAUCCUAACAGCGCAUUGGAGCGAUUUCAUCACCUACUCUAA